CGCCUUUAGAAUAGCAAAAAAUCGAAUACAAUGAAGUCUACUGUAUAUCGAUUUAGUAGCAGUGCACUGUUUCAGUGUGUUUAGUUGGAGUUUCAGUAGACAUUCUUCACAAUGGGUCUGAAGUUUGGAAAUUUGUACAAACUAAGAGGGAUCGUCUAUUUCCGUUUAAGCCCUCAUGAACAGAAAGCUUUCAAGGGUUUUUUAUCAGAGGGUGUUCCAAAUACUAUUAGACGGUUCCAUAGCAGUGUAUUUCGCUAUUUACCAGUGUUUGCUUUAAACUAUAUAAUAUACUUAUGGGCCAUAGAAAAGCAUCACAAAUUGAGCCGUAAAGAUCAUAGUCUUUACAAGGAUGACGUUUAAAUUAUUUAAAUAAUUUAAAUAUAAAUUAACAAGUAGUAUUUACCUCUCAUCAAAGUUGUUAUAAUGUGUAAUACGAUGGAAGUUUAUUUGAAUGUAUAUAUCAAUAAAUUAAUUUAUCCGUUUAAACUAUAAAU
Messenger RNA from Vespa mandarinia (Asian giant hornet), 494 nucleotides. It is a transcript of the gene UQCR-Q, whose product is annotated as Ubiquinol-cytochrome c reductase ubiquinone-binding protein. The record is from RefSeq and is a predicted model, not a curated record. Gene Ontology annotation, biological process: mitochondrial electron transport, ubiquinol to cytochrome c. Lineage: Eukaryota; Metazoa; Arthropoda; Insecta; Hymenoptera; Vespidae. Gene Ontology annotation, cellular component: respiratory chain complex III.